Messenger RNA from Raphanus sativus (radish), 1864 nucleotides. Its product is annotated as protein SHI RELATED SEQUENCE 2-like. The transcript has 2 exons. The record is from RefSeq and is a predicted model, not a curated record. Gene Ontology annotation, molecular function: DNA-binding transcription factor activity; DNA binding. Gene Ontology annotation, cellular component: nucleus. NCBI's taxonomy places the organism in Eukaryota, Viridiplantae, Streptophyta, Magnoliopsida, Brassicales, Brassicaceae. Gene Ontology annotation, biological process: positive regulation of DNA-templated transcription. Bases 682 to 1620 code for a protein of 312 amino acids.
AUCCAAAUAUUGUUCCUCAAAGAACUAAUUACAUUGUUACAUUUAAAGAUGCCAUUCGCCACGUGGCGAACUCUGGUCCAUGAGAUGAGAACAAGAAAGCAUGUUACCGCUGGAUCAUCCCCGUGGGUUUGAAACUCUGAGUCGGGAGUAGAGAGAGAGAGUCAUUGUUUAAUGAUAUUUAUUUCAUAAGGACAUAACUAGAAGAGUUUUCUUCAGACAAAGCCGAAGUGAGAAGAGGAAAGAAAAGCUUUUCACUUUGGUUUCGUAGAAUCUGCAAAAGCCCAAAUCAGAGUGUUAGAAAGAGAGAGAGAGGGAGAGACUUAAAUUCUGGGGAUGAGCAGAGCAGAAGAAAGAGAAAGCUCAAACCCCCACGGCGGCGUUGCAGAAAUCAAUAUAUAGAAUAAUAAAGUUUUUUAUAAACAGGCAGCUUAAAUUCUUCUUUCUUUCUUUUCUUUUUUGUUUCUUCUUUCUUACUUUCUCUCACUUCAACUACUCACUACACACUUUUUGUUCCGAGAGAGAUCUUGGAAAGCACUGGAAUUUUGAUAGGAAGAGAAAGCAAUACCCACGAGUGAAAAUUAUAAAAAGAAAAUAGUCUUAAGAAUUUCAUGGUAAUUAGGGUUUUUGUAGUAUGUAUAUUAUUGGGUCAAGAUUAGGGUUUGAAGUGUUAGGUCUUAGGAAAUGGCUGGGAUGUUUUCGUUAGGAGGAAACAACAACAACGGAGAAGAAGAAAAUCAACAACAAGAAGAAAAGACAAAUUGGGUUUGGUAUAGAUCAAACACAAACACCAAUAAUAUUAACCCAAGCUCGAGCGUAUGGCAGAUUCCACCAGAGCAGCAGCUUCUCAUGCAUCAUCAUCAACCACAAACACAACAACAAAGCCUGGAUCUUUAUCCAGGUCAUCAGAUCGACGUCUCUGAUUUAGCCACAUCAUCAAGAUCCAUCACCAUAAGCUGUCGGGACUGUGGGAACCAAGCCAAGAAAGACUGCACUCACAUGCGUUGCAGGACUUGCUGUAAGAGCCGUGGCUUUGAUUGUUCCACUCAUGUAAGGAGCACGUGGAUCCCCGUUGCCAGACGCCGUGAGAGACAACAGCAGCUUCAUAUGUCCACAUCUGGAGGCAGCGGCGGAAGCGGCAGUGGAGGCGGCGGUUCGAGUAUCCCUAAACGUCAUAGGGAUACUACUCUUCCGGGAACAUUAUCUACUGACCUGCCAUCCGACUCAGCAGGGUUAGAAAUAGAGGAGGCAAGUUUUCCGCCGGAAGUGAGCUCUGAUGCGCUUUUCCGGUGCGUAAAAAUGAGCGGCGUAGACGACGGAGGAGAAGAUGGUCAAUACGCUUAUCAAACGACAGUGAACAUCGGAGGUCAUCUCUUCAAAGGAAUUCUAUAUGACCAAGGCCCUGAAAGCAGCUACGUGAGUGGUGGCAGUGGUGGAAGCGAUCAUCAAAGCUCAUCUGCAGGUGGUGGAAAUCCAUUUAAUACUCCGGCAGUGGCUGACGGUGGAGGAGGAUCGUCGACGAUGUUUGUAGAUCCUAAUUCAAGUGGUUACUAUUCAAGUAAUAUGGCGACUAUGUUCGCGCCACCAGGUACGCAAUUUUAUCAAAACCCACCAAGAUCUUGAAUAAACCAAGAACUCGAUAAUUUAUAUUUAAAAAAUAUAUUGAUUUUAUAUAUGUAAUGUGUUGUUUUGUGUUUUUUUCUAUCAAUCAUACUACAUAGACGAUAUUGCAAAACGGUUCAACAUCUGCAUGUUUGUUUAUCACUGUGUGCAAUGUAUGUGUUUAAUUUUAUAUUUCAAUUGUACGGUAAUGGAUAUUUUUUAUAAAUGUUGAGUAUUCGUGGUUUAUAUAAACAUGUAUACUUUU